Molecule: messenger RNA, 1923 nt
Organism: Apis mellifera (honey bee)
Lineage: Eukaryota; Metazoa; Arthropoda; Insecta; Hymenoptera; Apidae
Gene: Arr2
Product: arrestin homolog
Exons: 7
Coding region: 119-1336 (405 amino acids)
Biological process (GO): G protein-coupled receptor internalization; signal transduction
Cellular component (GO): cytoplasm
Molecular function (GO): G protein-coupled receptor binding
Source: RefSeq, a predicted model, not a curated record
GCUUCAAAAGAAGCCCCUCUAGGACUAUAUGAAGUUCCCUGUUCUUGCUAAGAAAUUGUCACUUCUGGGCGGGAAACAAACUUUUGCUAAUUCAUUUAAUUGAAGAAAAGAUUGCCAAAUGUUUCCUCUAUUGUUUUUGGCUUUUGUUGUAGCCAUCAAGGUAUUCAAGAAAACAACUCCAAAUGGAAAAGUCACAGUUUACCUUGGUAGAAGAGAUUUCAUUGAUCAUUUGGAUAGCAUAGAUCCUAUUGAUGGCAUUAUUGUUGUUGAAAAUGAUUAUCUUCAAGGUCGAAAAGUUUAUGGACAAGUAACAACAACUUUUCGCUAUGGACGCGAAGAAGAUGAAGUUAUGGGUGUCAAAUUCAGUAAAGAACUUGUUUUAUGUCGAGAACAAAUAGUUCCAAUGAAAAAGGAAAAACAAGAUAUAACACCUGUUCAAGAACGUCUUUUAAAACGUCUUGGAACAAAUGCAUAUCCAUUCUUAUUUCAUUUUCCACAAAGUUGUCCUAGUUCUGUUACAUUGCAACCUGGUGAUGAUCAAGGAAAACCAUUAGGAGUAGAAUAUACUGUAAAAGUUUAUGUUGGUGAACAUGAAGAAGAUAAAGGACAUAAAAGAUCAUCUGUUGCAUUAGCUAUAAAGAAAUUACAAUAUGCUCCACUUGUAAGAGGACGUAAAUUGCCUACUUCUUUAGUUUCAAAAGGAUUUACUUUCUCUCAAGGUAAAUUGAAUCUGGAAGUUACACUUGAUAAGGAGAUUUACUAUCACGGAGAAAAAGUAGCUGCUAAUGUUAUAGUUACUAAUAAUUCUCGAAAGGCAGUCAAAAAUAUUAAGCUUUUUGUGGUACAACAUUGCGAGGUGACAAUGGUUAAUGCUCAAUUUUCUCGACACGUGGCUAGUUUAGAGACACGUGAAGGUUGUCCGAUCACACCCGGGGCAUCAUUUACAAAGCAAUUUUAUCUUGUUCCUUUGGCCAGCAGCAAUAAAGAUCGUUAUGGAAUUGCUCUUGAUGGUCAUUUAAAGGAUGAUGAUGUGAAUCUUGCAUCUUCAACUUUGGUCGCAGAGGGUAAAGCUCCUAAUGAUGCUAUGGGUAUUGUCAUUUCUUACUCUGUACGAGUAAAAUUGAACUGUGGUACUUUGGGAGGUGAAUUAGUUACAGAUGUUCCAUUUAAAUUAAUGCAUCCAGCUCCUGGAACUGCAGAAAAAGAAAAGGCUACUUUAAAGAAAAAUAAGAGUAUUGAGAGAACACGUUAUGAGAACUCUUGUUAUUCAAAUGAUGAUGAUGAUAACAUCGUAUUCGAAGAUUUUGCUCGUUUACGUUUAAAUGAACCAGAGUAAAAAUAUUUGUAAAAAGACAAAUACUUAUUUUGAAAGAAUCUUGAAUUCACAAUUCUUUGUAUUAAAUUUAAAUCAAAAUUAUAUCAAAUUUAAUAAUAAAUAAUACAAUAUAUUGCAUAAUGUAGAAUUUGUUGAUUCUAGGAUUCUUUUGAUGUGAGUUAUGUCUAAGAACUGAAAAAACUAUAAAAGAUAUACGGAAAAUAAAAAAAUUAUAUCCAUAUACGAUUAUUUUGAUAUAUGGAGCUGAAUAUUAAUAUACUAAUAUAAAAAAACAUAGUAAAAAAAUACAAAAAAAAGCGAAAAGUAUUAUAAAAAAAAAUGUCGUCUUAUAAUUUCUAUCCGGUGGUGGUGGUCGGUUAGAAAUUCAGAUAAAGACAAAAAAAAAAUGAUUUUAAGUAAGCUUAAUAAAUAAUUUAAAUUUGGCUAAGAUAAAAAUCUUCCCGCGUUACCAGAAGUGACAUGUAUGCUAUUAACUUUGAUUUAUAGUGAUUAUAACGUGUCUGUAAAUCUUCAUUUAUUACAAAAUUGAUGACAUUGUUGAAUUAUAUCUGUAUAUUAGAAGAGAAAUAAAAAUUUCAAAAUGCUAA